Messenger RNA from Argiope bruennichi, 1658 nucleotides. RefSeq lists its product as uncharacterized. The transcript is spliced from 3 exons. NCBI's taxonomy places the organism in Eukaryota, Metazoa, Arthropoda, Arachnida, Araneae, Araneidae. The record is from RefSeq and is a predicted model, not a curated record. Bases 207 to 1130 code for a protein of 307 amino acids.
ACAUGGAAUCAUAGCUAAUGCAGUAUACCAUCAUCUUGUAAGUGACGUCAGAUCACCACCUAUAAAAGUAGUGGACCUGAACGAAAAUCUUUCUUUUAAAAGUGUUGGAUAUUUUCGCGAGGCGGCUCUUUUUUCGGCGGUUUUGACCCUUCAACGUGGUUUUUUUUUUUUGCUGUGGUGUGUGCUAAGUAUUAGUGGUGAGAAUCAUGGCCAAGUUAGCGGCUAUAUUUUUGAUGUGUCUAUCGCUUCAAUGCGCAUGGUCUUAUUAUGAUUACACCAGCCGACAAAGCUAUCAACCGAAGGUGAUCUAUCGCCACCAUGUUGCACCAUACCAACCUCGAGCCACAGCUAUGCAUCCUGUUCACAUCAGACCCGUCCCAAUGUCCCCAUAUGGCUCAAUGGCAAUUCCUUUUGGCCGAUCAGCAAUGCCCUUCCAAGCUAUGUCAGCAGCACCCAUGUCUUACUGGUCACCACCUCAGUCAAUGUUCAACCACAUGCCUUAUUCAUCCCCAGCAGCUAGUCAACACAGCGGCUAUUUCAGUAGCUCUCCCUUAUCACCACCUUCAGUCCCUAGAUUCCCUAUCAAUGAUAUGGUCAGUUCCUACAACUCACAUUUCAAUCCACACCCAUCAAAACCAUCUUUCUUAACCAAGAUUAAACCCUUCCUUUUUGGAAAUUCUGGCCCGAGGUCAUUGCCCCAUGAUCCAUACUAUCCAAACCAUUUCCCCCCACACCAAUUCGCACCAAACAAGCCUUUCCAGAAUAGACCUUCAGCUCACCAUGCAUACCCAGUGUACAGCUCUCCUGUAAUGCAUCAUUCCCAUGGCAUGAUGUCACCAGAGAAGUCAUGUUCUUGUUCUCUGCAUGUCGGACAACUGACUGUCUACAAGCACACCGAUAUGAGGUCCUCCUAUUCUUGUGAUGACCUCAAAGACUGCAAUUCAUUCUGCACUAAUUUGUUCAGCAGCGAAGACCUCAGAGCCCAAACUCGAUCUGAUGCUUGCCUCAUCAUAGGAAAGGACGUCACAGUGCCUUGGUUCCGAAGAGACCAUGUCUGCGAACCUCACGGAGUUAAAAACGAUACAAAAUUAUCCGUUGACUUGUGCUGCAAGAAUUUACAACCAUGCUGAGUGGAUUGCAGCCUGCGAUUUAAUUUAUGUUAUAUACAACAAAUUUUUUGUCUUUCCCCACAGUUCAAACAUCCAAGAGAAAGUACUUCUCAUGGGUUCAGGCAAGAUAAGGAAAAACAAAUCUAAGAUAAGGGAAAGGAUUUCAGUCUGUGCCAAAAUGUAUCAGUAAUUGAUAGGAUCACAAUAUGUAUUAUGUAUUGUUAUAUAAUGAUGGAAGUAAAGAUUCUUGUAAAAUCUCUUGAACGAUAGCAGUGGAAAAUUUUCAGUGCAAUCCUAUGGUAUCUGAGAUAAAAAUGAAUAUGUAAAGUAUAAGUAAACUUGAAUAUAAAUAUAUGUAAAGGUAACUUGAAAUGUAGAAUUUAGUUUGAAAAAAAAGCAAUAAUGGUGAGAAUAUGUGUAAAAUACAGAGCAAAUUUUACUAUCGAAUGAUUUACAAAAUAAUAAUUAUAAGUCAAAAUAAUAUGUUUAGAUUUUCAUUCAUAAAAAAGUAAUUGCAAAAAUUGCAGCCAAAUUACAAAAUUUAUUAAA